This is a messenger RNA of Salvia miltiorrhiza (redroot sage), 1540 nucleotides long. RefSeq lists its product as uncharacterized. Gene Ontology annotation, biological process: transmembrane transport. The coding region runs from base 97 to 1389 and encodes 430 amino acids. The record is from RefSeq and is a predicted model, not a curated record. Lineage: Eukaryota; Viridiplantae; Streptophyta; Magnoliopsida; Lamiales; Lamiaceae. Gene Ontology annotation, molecular function: transmembrane transporter activity. The transcript has 14 exons.
UUCUCCUUCUUCUUCACUUUAUACUUCCAUUCUUCUUAAGAAAUUAAUUCACACACACAUACACACACACAAUAUAUAUAACAUAUAGAUAGAUAGAUGGAGGAGAAGUUUGGGCAGAGCCACCUGUUUAUGACAGUUUUCCUGCAUUGCUUUGCCUCUCGAAUGGUGGCUCCGGUGAUCACCGACGUCACGAUGGCGGCGGUUUGCCCCGGCCAAGAUGAAUGCUCCUUUGCUGUAUACCUCACCGGAGCUCAACAUGCGAUUAUAGGAUUGGGAUCAGUUGUUGUGAUGCCGGUAAUAGGGAAGCUGUCCGACACCUACGGCAGAAAAUUCAUGCUCACUCUCCCUCUCACUCUCUCAAUCUUUCCUCUAGCGAUACUGGCGUACAAGAGAACAAGAUAUUACUUGUACGCCUACUACAUGCUCAAAACCGUGAUCGCCAUGGCCACAGAAGGCAGCGUCCUGCUCCUUGCUCUUGCAUAUGUGGCAGACAACGUUGAAGAAAGCAGACGAGCUUCAGUGUUUGCCAUAAUGUCAGGCUUCUCAUCUGCUUCCUUCGUCUUAGGAAACCUCUCCGCUCGCUUCCUCUCCACUUCAGCUACAUUUCAAGUUGCAGCUGGCAUGUCUGUAAUAGGAUUGGUGUACAUGAGAUUGUUUCUUCCGGAAUCAAUGUCGAGAAAUGUUUCGGAAAAUGAUUGUCUGCUCGAAAAAUCUCCAUCGAAAAAAUGGAAGCUUUUCAUGACUGUGGAUUCACUACAUGAGGCUAUUUGCUUAUUAAGGAUUAGCCCCACAUUGUCGAAAGCUGCAGUUAUUGCGUUCUUCAGCACCAUGGCAGAUGUUGGACUCUAUUCUUCUUUGAUGUACUACUUAAAGGCUCGAUUUCACUUCAACAAAGAUCAAUUCUCUGAUCUGAUGAUAAUUAGUGGCAUUGCUGAAUCUAUGUCACAGCUGAUUGUGAUGCCUAUUCUAACUCCUCUUCUGGGAGAAAGAAAGAUGAUUUCUCUAGGGCUAUUCUCCAGCUGUGCUUGUAUGGUAGUUUAUAGCAUCGCAUGGUCGCCUUGGGUUCCUUAUGUUGCUGCAACGAUCUCCAUUUUUUCAAUUUUUACUUAUCCAUGUCUGAGAAGCAUUGCAUCCAUACAAACAGGACCAAGUGAGCAGGGAAAGGCUCAAGGCUGCAUUUCCAGCAUAUGUUCCUUAGCCAACAUCUUCUCUCCUCUUGCUUUCAGCCCUUUAACAGCUCUGUUUAUAUCAAAUAAUGCCCCCUUUAACUUUCCUGGGUUCAGUAUUCUGUGCUCUAGCUUCCUUGCUGUUAUAGCUUUCGCGCAGAGCAUCACUAUAAGGUUACCUCCAGCUGAAAAUUGCUGCAUUAUCAGCAAGAAUUUAGUCUGAUUGCUCAGCAACUUGGCCAAGGAAUAUUAUCAUAUACUAUUAUGGUUAAUCAUAGCUAGCUUGUGUCCCCGAUUUACAGUGUUUUCUAAAAAAUAUUUCCAAAACUUACAUUUUCACUUUAAAACUCAAUUUUAAAGAAAAUUUGAUUUAA